Molecule: messenger RNA, 1440 nt
Organism: Lineus longissimus
Lineage: Eukaryota; Metazoa; Nemertea; Pilidiophora; Heteronemertea; Lineidae
Exons: 1
Coding region: 1-1440 (479 amino acids)
Biological process (GO): DNA integration
Molecular function (GO): nucleic acid binding
Source: RefSeq, a predicted model, not a curated record
AUGAGAUUGAGGAGUUGGAUCACACUAUACCGAAGAGACAAAGCAAACAAAGAUGUAGACACUGUCCCAGAUGAGGGGAGUGAUCGAUUGAGUGAGAGGAGGAAGGAAGAACUUCAUUGGAUACAAUGGGCCCAAGAGAAGCAUUUCCAGAAGGAGAUACAGAAGCUUAAAGCUGGAGAGAGUGUAGAGAAGACAAGUGUCAUCGUCCAAUUGAACCCAUAUUUGGAUAAGCGAUCACAAGUUAUCCGCGUAGGUGGUCGCCUCAACUAUGCCCCACUGCCAGAAGAAGUGAAGCACCCAAUCGUUCUUCCGACUCACAAUUCGUUCGUGAAGAUGCUUGUGAUGCAUUACUACAAGAUUACCUUGCAUCCUGGAGCGGCUCAGACUCUAGCAAGUCUACGAAACAGAUAUUGGAUUGUCCAUGGGAAACAAGAGGUGCGGCGGAUACUCAAUACGUGCAAAACCUGUCGAGAACCUCUCAAGAUCGACCAACGAAUGGCACCUUUGCCAGAGGAGCGUAUAUCAAUCGCACCAGCAUUCACUAAUGUCGGUGUCGAUUUUGCUGGGCCACUCUUCGUGAGGGUCACAGUUGGAGGUGAAUCAACAAGCAAAGUGUACAUUUGUCUGUUUUCCUGUAUGGUGACUAGGGCCAUACACCUUGAGCUUGUCGAAACACUGACUACUGAGCAGUUUAUGUUGGCCUUGCGGAGAAUGAUGAGCCGAAGAGGACGAUGUCGGAUGAUGUUGUCGGACAACGCUAAAACUUUUAAGAAGGCUUCAGACAUAGUCCAGAAGAUUUUCAAGAAGCAGGAUGAUGUUAGAGACAAGUUAGAACAAGAGGGCAUACGCUGGAAGUUCAUCACUGAACGUGCUCCAUGGCACGGUGGGUUUUACGAGAGAAUGGUUGGAUCGGUAAAGAGACCAUUGAAGAAGGUUCUCGGGAAAUCGAAGCUCACCCUGAUUGAGCUGAUGACUGUUUUAACGGAAGUAGAGGCAAUGGUGAACUCGCGUCCAUUGACCAUGGUGUCGAGUGAUACAGAGGAUUGGUUGCCCCUCACUCCGGGGCACCUUGCCAUAGGACGAAGCCCCCAGUCUCUUCCGGAGGUUGACAAGGUUACUGCACAGACCACACUUGGCAAGCGUUGGCGGUACCAACAGUCUCUUAUGAAGCAAUUUUGGAACAGAUGGACAACAGAGUACCUUCUCCAACUCCAGCAGAUGCGGAAGUGGACCGAUGUAAGGGACAACCUUCAAGUUGGGGACGUUGUAUUUUUGGCAGAAGAAGGGAUGCGAAAGGGAGACUGGACGUUGGCCAAAGUGGAAGAGUUGCACCCAGGCAGGGACAACUUAGUGAGGUCCGUGACAGUGAGGACAGCUGCUGGUCUGAGACGGCGACCAGUACAGAAGUUAAGGUUACUUGAACCAGUAGAUAAUCAGUAG